Molecule: messenger RNA, 2232 nt
Organism: Aspergillus oryzae RIB40
Lineage: Eukaryota; Fungi; Ascomycota; Eurotiomycetes; Eurotiales; Aspergillaceae
Exons: 5
Coding region: 1-2232 (743 amino acids)
Biological process (GO): L-phenylalanine catabolic process
Cellular component (GO): cytoplasm
Molecular function (GO): ammonia-lyase activity; oxidoreductase activity, acting on paired donors, with incorporation or reduction of molecular oxygen; iron ion binding
Source: RefSeq, a predicted model, not a curated record
AUGGAACUCCCCUCCAACUCCCGUGUUGCUGUACGCGAUACCGUUCUCCCUACGGGCGGUGGCCCAGAUGGAGGUUCGCCGGUGUUGGUACCAAAAGGCAUGAUGGUUCACCUUUCAGUGUAUGCCCUUCACCACCGAAAGGACCUCUGGGGUGAGGAUGCGGAUGAGUUCCGUCCAGAACGAUGGUCCUAUGAAAAACAAACUUGGAAAUAUAUCCCAUUCCUCGGAGGUCCCCGCAACUGUGUAGGCAGCAAUGUGAGUAUAGAUCCUGCUUCUUACGAAUCAAUCAAUCAAAGCCAGGCUGCCAUUGCCAAGAGCCUUUCCAAAGGCGAUGUUAUCUACGGAGUGAAUACUGGAUUUGGAGGCUCUGCGGAUAUCCGCGCAAACGACGUCUUAGCACUCCAGCGCGUCUUAACCCGCGAGCUGAGCUAUGGCGUCUUACCCCCGGGUGCGCGUGAUCCUCGCCCUCCGUCCGACCGCCAGAAGUCCGCAUAUCAGGCGUUUGACCUGAGUCUCGAACAUGCAGCCGAGUCUCAGCACCUGCCCCUUCCCUGGGUGCGCGCUGCGGUCUUACUGCGUCUGAACUCGCUGGUCAAAGGCCAUUCGGGCGUGAGGCCUGUUAUCGUGGACCGUCUACGGGAUCUUCUAGUGAAGAAUAUUAUCCCUAUGGUUCCCAUGCGUGGGAGUAUCUCAGCCUCUGGGGAUUUGAGUCCUAUCGCUUAUAUCAGCGGCGUACUUCAGGGAAAGCCCACAAUUCGGGUUUUCCGUCCAGGCAUUGGACGAGAUGUAUAUGCUGACGAGGCUCUUGCGGAAGCGGGUGUAGCGCCGAUAUCCUUGACGGCAAAAGAGGGUCUGGCUAUUGUCAAUGGGACGGCAAUGUCGGCGGCUUGCGCCACCCUCGUGCUGCACGACACACAUCAGCUGGCCAUGUUAAGUCAGAUCCUGACAGCAAUGACAGUGGAAGCACUACUGGGCUCACCGGAGAGUUUCGACCCCUUCUUCGCCGAGGUGCGUCCGCAUCCAGGACAGAUCGAGAGCUCACGAAACAUCCGUGUGUUCCUGCGUGGGUCUCGCCUCGCACUACAGAAGGACGGCAAGGACGGUUCGCUCCGCCAGGAUCGAUAUUCAAUCCGCACCGCGGCGCAAUGGAUUGGCCCCGUGCUCGAAGACUUGCUAUUAGCACACCAGCAAAUCAGCAUCGAGUGCAACUCAGCCACAGAUAACCCCCUAGUUAACGGCGACGGACAGUUCCUGCAUGGAGGUAAUUUCCAGGCCAAGGCCGUCACUUCUUCCAUGGAGAAGAGUCGCCAGGCCAUCCAAGCGAUCGGUCGCAUGCUUUUCACACAGUGCCAGGAGAUGAUCAAUCCCGCGACCAGCUGGGGUCUGCCGCCGAACUUGGUUGCGGAUGAACCCAGUCAAUCGGGUAUCUUCAAGGCCAUUGACAUUUACAUCUCGGCCUUGACCUCCGAGUUGGGGUUCCUAGCGGGUCCCGUUAAUCAUGUGUACAAUGCUGAGUUGGGUAACCAGUCAUUGAACUCACUGGCUCUGAUCUCUGGUCGAUACACUGCGACAGCCGUGAGGGUGCUUACGGAGCUUGUGGCGGCGCAUCUCCUCUCCGCAUGUCAGGCACUAGAUCUUCGUGCCAUGCAGUUACAAUUUUUAGACGGAGUCAAGACCGAGUUCUUCGCUCGGGUUGUCUCAAUGGUGGAAAAGCAGAGCCCAAACACCACAGACGCCAGCAAGAACCUCCCAGCCACACUAUGGGCCCAUCUCCAGAAAGGACUAGAACAGACCGUCUCAAUGGACAGUAUAGACCGGUUCCCUCACAUAGUCAAGACCAUGCGCGUGCCCAUCUUGGAUUGUUUGCCCUUUCAAAAUGUCGUUCUUCAAGAAAUGCAGUCGUUCAUUGACCAGCUCGGUCCCUGGCUCCACGAAGCUUGGUGUACCAACCGGGAGGCCUAUUUGGUUCAUGGCGAUGCUAGCCCCGUGUUGGGAGACGGGUCUAAGAAGAUGUAUCACUUCGUUCGGAAGACUCUUGGGGUGCCGAUGUUGUGUACAAAGAGGAUAUUGACGCCCACUGCGGAGGCCAUGGCUGCUGGGCAGGUGGAGGAGGCACCUACGGUGGGCGGAUACACAAGUCUUAUCUAUCGGGCAAUUCAACGAGGUGAAUUUUUGCCGGUUAUUCAGGAGCUGCUGGAGGAGUGUUUAGCGAAGGAAGAGCUGGAGCGAUAG